Botrytis cinerea B05.10 is the source of this 1189-nucleotide messenger RNA. It is a transcript of the gene Bcacp1, whose product is annotated as Bcacp1. The record is from RefSeq and is a predicted model, not a curated record. Gene Ontology annotation, molecular function: glutamic-type endopeptidase activity. NCBI's taxonomy places the organism in Eukaryota, Fungi, Ascomycota, Leotiomycetes, Helotiales, Sclerotiniaceae. Gene Ontology annotation, biological process: proteolysis. The transcript has a single exon. Bases 100 to 873 code for a protein of 257 amino acids.
GUCCAGCAUCAAUCGUUACACAGUCCUCACAGCCAAUCCAAUCCAAUCAAUCUAUUAAUUGUUCGUUCGUUCGGCAAUCAAUUCAAUCAAUCAAUCAAAAUGAAGUUCUCCACUGUCGCUGCUACCGCCGUCUUGGCCGGAUCUGCCGUUGCUGCCCCAGGUACUGCUUUGAGACAAGCACGUGCCGUCAAGCGCGCUGCUGGCACCCACGGUAACCCAGUCAAGUACGUUCAAGGACCAUCUUCCGAGGUUACCAACAAAACCGAUGUUUCCUACUCUUCCAACUGGGCUGGUGCCGUCCUCGUCGGCACUGGUUACACUUCCGUAACUGGUACCUUUACUGCUCCAUCCCCAUCCACUGCUGGAUCCGGAUCCGCAUGGGUUGGUAUUGACGGUGACACCUGUGGUACUGCCAUUCUCCAAACUGGUAUUGACUGGACCAAGUCUGGUUCUUCCAUCACCUAUGAUGCUUGGUAUGAGUGGUACCCAGAUUACGCAUACGACUUCAGCGGUAUCUCCAUCUCCGCUGGUGACACCAUCAAGGUCACUGUUACCGCCUCCUCCAAGACUACUGGUACCGCCAUUGUCGACAACGUUACCAAGGGCAAGAGUGUUUCCCACACCUUCACCGGUGGUGUUGACGGAGACCUUUGCGAGUACAAUGCCGAGUGGAUCGUUGAAGAUUUCGAGGAGGGCAACUCCCUCGUCGAAUUCGCCAAUUUCGGUACCGUUACCUUCACUGGUGCUUCUGCCGUCAAGUCCGGAACCACCGUCGGUGUUACCGGUGCUACCAUCAUCGACCUUGAGCAAAACUCGGUCCUCACCGACUGUUCCCUUGUUGGAAGCACUGGUGUUACUUGCAAAUACGUUUAAAUAACGAUUGUUUGAUGUGAUCUUGAGCCUGAAUUCCUUUGCUCAUAUGAUUUGCGAUAAAAUAUUGGUUGGACCCCUGGAAUUUGAUUGGUCUGGGGGGGUGGACUUACCUUAUUGUCUUUCGCUAAAAGAAAAUGGUGGUAUUUGGAUGAUGAAAUGAGAUUAUGAAAAAGGGGGCUGCACUCCCCAACUUUGAGCGACGGCUCUUUUUCGUGGGAGGGGCAUGGUAUUGGCUUGGUGGUUUUUAGCUUGGUUUCUUUAUGUCCAUAGUUUUGUCUGGUCAAAAAAAAUGAAGCACAUACUCUCUUGAUUUCCA